Messenger RNA from Pterocles gutturalis (yellow-throated sandgrouse), 800 nucleotides. RefSeq names its product arrestin domain containing 5 (gene ARRDC5). The record is from RefSeq and is a predicted model, not a curated record. Gene Ontology annotation, cellular component: cytoplasm. The transcript is spliced from 2 exons. NCBI's taxonomy places the organism in Eukaryota, Metazoa, Chordata, Aves, Pterocliformes, Pteroclidae. Gene Ontology annotation, biological process: protein transport. The annotation marks the transcript as partial.
AUGGCUGGCUUGAUUCUGGAGUCCACACCUUUGACUUCCACUUCAGCUUUCCUCCAAAUAUUCCCUCCACGUUCAUCAGCAAAGUUGGCUCCAUCUCCUACCUUGUUCAAGGGACUUGCAGCAGCCGCCAAAUUGUCUUAGCUAAAGAGGAGAGAUGUUUACUGUUACAAGGAACUGGUGACCACAGAAGACACAUGAAAGACAUGGCCCCACUGGUGGUGGAAGUCAGGAAGGAUGUAGUUUAUUUCUGCUGCUUCAGUCAUGGCUCUGUGAUCCUUCGGAUUUCCCUGGAGAAAAGAGUAUUUUGCCCUGGAGAAACCAUUGUCUUCAUGACAGAUAUUGCCAACAGGACAUGCAAGUAUGUUAGAAAGGUCAUUUUUGCUAUAUACUGUAUCGUCCUGUAUAGAGGCUUCAGCAGCAGGGGAGAACAACGCUCCUUGGAAGAGCGAAGUGAAGUGACAAGGUUGGAGUCCCAGACAGACACGGCCCCCUUUGAGGCCAUGAGAGUUACCAGUGCGCUGGUUCUGCCAAAACCCAUGCCUGUCACCAGCACUCUCAAGGAAAAUAAAAUCGUGGCGUUCAGGUACGAGCUGGUAGGAACCUCUGAUGUUACUUGUGCCACAUCCACCAUCGUGGGCAGGGUGCCCAUCAUCAUAGCAGCCACACCAGAGCAUUUCUCUGUGGAGCAGAACACCGAGACUCUGCAUGAAAAUGAAUGUCACAUCUCAAAGAGGGAGAGCCUUCACAGAGACACUUCUGAGAUUGACCCAGGAGCAAUUGCCAGCAGAUCCACAGAAUAA